This is a messenger RNA of Xiphophorus maculatus (southern platyfish), 1405 nucleotides long. It is a transcript of the gene cln5, whose product is annotated as CLN5, intracellular trafficking protein. Gene Ontology annotation, biological process: lysosome organization. The coding region runs from base 98 to 1090 and encodes 330 amino acids. Gene Ontology annotation, cellular component: lysosome; lysosomal membrane. The transcript is spliced from 4 exons. The record is from RefSeq and is a predicted model, not a curated record. Gene Ontology annotation, molecular function: hydrolase activity, acting on glycosyl bonds. Lineage: Eukaryota; Metazoa; Chordata; Actinopteri; Cyprinodontiformes; Poeciliidae.
CCCGCGAAAGAGGAAGUCGGCUCAGAGAGGAAGAAUCAUGUGAAAACAAUCACCGUGACUUUCUCCUUAUUUUAGGUUUGUCUGUCCCGGCUGCGGCAUGUCCCGCAGGGAGGUCUCCGUGUGCGUGAAGCUGCUCCUUUCCCUGCAUGCUGUUGCUCAGUUGCGGGCUGACGGACCGCAGCAGUGGCCUGUUCCCUACAGGCGCUUUGACCAGCGACCACCUGCGGACUCGUACUGCGAAGCUCUCUACCCCUUCUGCCCCACCGGAGACCGCGAUGGACGCUUUCCCUCCAUACGAGACAGCGACGUCAUCUCUGUCUACCGGCUGCAGACGCCUGUGUGGGAGUUCAAAUACGGAGAUGCGCUGGGGAAGUUUCACAUCAUGCACGAUGCCAUCGGCUUCAGCAGCCUGAAGACUGGGGCCAACUACACCAUGGAGUGGUACGAGCUUUUCCAGCUGGGCAACUGCACGUUUCCUCAACUCCGGCCGGAGAUGUUCGCCCCCUUCUGGUGCAACCAGGGAGCUGCCUGCUUCUUCGAAGGCAUCGAUGACCUGCACUGGUCGCAGAACGGGACCCUGGAGAAAAUAGGAGAAGUGACAGGGAGUCAGUUCAACGCGAUGGCCCAGUGGGUCCAGGACGACAACGAGACCGGGAUCUACUACGAGACCUGGACCGUUCGCUCUGACCCCAGUCCGAACGCAACGGUGUGGUUCGAGUCGUACGACUGUUCCCAGUUCGUCCAUCGCACGUACAAGAAGCUGACCGAGCUGGGAGCCAAGCUGUCCAGCCGCUCGCAGACCAACUACACCAAGAUCUAUCUGUACAGCGGAGAGCCCAGGUACCUGGGCAACGACAGCGCCAUAUUCGGGCAGCCGGCGCUGAAAAACCUCGCGACGGACAUCAGGCAGUUUUACCACCCGUUCAGGCCGCACCAGUCAAUCUUCGACCUCGCUUUCAGCCUCCUGGAGGCUUACAAGGAGGUUGUGCUGGACAAGAGCUUCUACCUGUACUACAACUUUGAGUACUGGCACCUGCCAAUGAAACAUCCAUACGUGCAGAUUACGUAUGAAGAGGUGCCUUUGCCUUAACAACCAGCGUGUACACUUGAAAAUGUUUUUAUUUCUGUUUUUUAAGUUUAAAAUUCAUGACUAGUCCUGCCAGCACUUGCUAACUUUCAUGCUAAGUUGGUUGUUUUGUUUUAACACAGUAACACUUUCCCUUCUCUGCAGGAAGCAGGCUGGUCUGAUUUCACCUUUUAAAAUAUUUGCUGUGGAUGAUCCUUAUCUGACCACUAGGUGGAAACAUUGUUUAAACCAAACCUGAUCUAGCUCGUCUGCUAUAUUUAUAGAGAUGCCAUAAAUGUAAACUUUCAUGCCUCACAGACAGACAAAAAAAAAAAAAGU